CUCUUGUAGUUUUGUUAGCGGCCGCUAGAUGGGAGGAUUUGAAAGCGGAAGUGUGGCACAUGACAUGAGCGGAAGUGUGCGUGUUGUUACUGAGCAGUGAUGAUGAUGUAGUAGUGAGAAGGGAGAGCUGUCAUAUCAGCAGCAUAUGGAGGAUCAGCAAUAUAAAGUUUUUAAAACAGAAAUGGGUUGUUCUGGCGCUCAAAAGCCACGCGCGGUCUUCAGCUUAUGAUACCGAGGAAAGGCGCGUUCGUGGAAGAAACCAGCUUCUGAAUCAUGAUGGAGGCACACAGUUCAGGCCUCGGCAGGAAGAGGAAGAGAGAGGAGUUGAACGGUGAGAUGAAGGAGGCCGAGUGUUUCCGAAAACUUCCACGGAGGACUCUGGGCCUGACUGAACCUGCACCGUUCGCUGAUGAGCUGGUGGCUGCAAAAACCCUAUACGUUCGUGUUAGCAUGGAAGAAGCCCGCCGUGGCACUCCAGAGGACCGACCAGUUCGCGUCUAUGCUGACGGGAUCUUUGACAUGUUUCAUUCCGGACACGCUCGUGCUUUGAUGCAGGCCAAGUGCCUUUUCCCCAACACGCAUCUCAUUGUGGGUGUGUGCAGCGAUGAUUUGACGCAUAAAUUUAAGGGUUUCACUGUCAUGAACGAGGAUGAACGUUACGACGCAGUGAGUCACUGUCGUUAUGUUGAUGAGGUGGUCCGCAACGCUCCAUGGACACUGACGCCUGAAUUUCUGUCCGAGCACAGAAUAGACUUUGUCGCCCAUGACGACAUCCCAUACAUCUCAGCAGGAAGUGAUGAUGUUUACAAACACAUAAAGGAGGCAGGUAUGUUUGCACCAACUCAGAGAACAGAGGGCAUCUCCACGUCUGAUAUAAUCACACGAAUAGUACGUGACUAUGAUGUUUACGUGCGCCGCAACCUGCAGAGAGGCUACACUGCCAAAGAGCUGAACGUCAGCUUCAUCAACGAGAAGAAGUACCACCUGCAAGAGCAUGUGGAUAAGGUGAAGCAGAAGGUCCGAGACGUGGAGGAAAAAAGUAAAGAGUUUGUGCAGAAGGUGGAGGAGAAGGGCAUCGACCUCAUUCAGAAAUGGGAGGAGAAAUCACGCGAGUUCAUCGGGAACUUCCUGCAGAUGUUCGGGCCAGAUGGGGCGUUGAAGCACAUGUUGAAAGAGGGAAAAGGACGGAUGUUACAGGCCAUCAGUCCCAGACAGAGCCCCAGCAGCAGUCCCGUCCGCGAGGAGCGCUCGCCGUCCCCCACCUUCCGUCUUCCCUUCUUCACCUCCUCGCCAUUCUUUUCUCCUCCUCUUCCUCAUCACAGCGGCUCACACUACACAGGCAAAGAUGAGGACGACUAGGACCCAUCCGCUCACAAGAAGCUCUUCGUGUAUUAUACACUUUCUUUAAGCCAUUUUGAGUAGCCAAGAAUAUAAAUGAAGGAUGGACUAGCUCAAGAUUUAUUUGAAUACGAAAAAUGUAUUGAAAUGCACAAUAGUGACCAAAUUAUUCCACCCGUACUUUCUAAAGGUUUUGAUCCCACGUCUCCCUCUCGCUUCGGAGAGAUUUGCCACACACCACUAAACCAAAAGGCUCAUAUUGUUGGCCUAUUCCUUGGAUCGUAUUUGGCUUGGAACUUGCAUAAUUAUGCAUUUUUAGCGCCUCUUAUUUUUUUGUUACGCGACAGAGCGUCUGCUUGCACAUAAUCUCAUUCUCGGUUGUGCAUAAAAUGCACCCUCACCUGCCUUCAUUGUCCAGAUCUUUUCAUACUUGAACAGGGGCCAAAUUUGAGACUAAUUCCAGGAUGGGGGAGGGAUCCAGGGACAGCAAACUUCAGGAUCGGUCGUCUUUGUAUAGUUCUGGAAUGUUUCUUCUCAUUUUACGCUGGUUACUGUAUUGAAAGUCUGUUUUUACUCAGUCGUUCUUUUUGAAUGUUCACGCGUCUUUCUGACCUUUUUAUGUUUCUGCUAAAGUUCCUCUUACGAACUUUCUCUCUCUCUCUCAGACUCUGAUGUGAAGUAAUAAUUCCGGGGCUUGGCAGUGACGGCGUCUAGCACCUCCAUUUAAACCCUGUGCUAGUCUGUGGCAUGGGUCCCAGUCUUUUUGGAAAGGGUUUGCUUGCUGAAUGUUUACAUUACCCAAGCCCGCUGAGGGACAGUGUUAACACGAAAGAGUACCAGGACCUGUUUGUUUACAUGUUUACAUAGGACAGGAGGAGAUGACUGUAGGAUUAUGUGUUUGCCAGCAGACCAAAAGACAACUUUGGCAUUCUUGUGAUCAGAAACGUUACGAUUUGAUUUGUUUUAGAUGAUUUUUGGGAAUCAAAAGGACUGUGUGAAUAAUGCCAGUGAAUCACUAAACCAUCUUGAAAGAAAAACACAUUUUCUUGUAUUGUCUUGUGGCUUGUUACUUAUUCAUGGGGAUCAAAAACACACACAAUAUAAUACAGCACCUUUAAUGUCCAAUAACGCAUGAUUUUAGAAAAAGAUGACUUAAAAAAACUAACAUUAACCUAUCACUUCUGAAUAGUUAAAUGGGCGUAACAUCAGAUACAGAUGUUUGAUAUUUCAGGUUACAUUUCUGUUUUCCAAAUUCUAUUACUAGUUCUAGCAGCUGCAUUCUUAAAAAUAAAGUUCCAAAAGGGGGGGGUUCUUUGUGUUCUUAGUUAAUUUUUUCUUAGUGUGAAGAACAUUUUAAUAACAUAAAGAACUUUAUUCCACUGUGAAGAACCUUUUGUGUAAUGUAAAGGUUUAUCGGAUGUUAAAGGUUCUUCAUGGAACCACAGAUGCUAAUAAAGGACCUUUAUUUUUAAGAGAGUAAAUCAUUCAGUAGCCCUGUGUGUCCUGAAGCACCAGCACAUGUAAACAAGGCUAUAUUUCCCACCAUAAAUGACAUGCCUUGCAUGAUACAUGCCUGAACUCUAUAAAAUUCACAUCAUUUUUUUAUAAGCUCAUAUUCUCAUAUCUGAAUGCCUGCCUCUCUUAAGUGGUUCUCAACUUGGGGACUCCAUUGGAAGUCCAUUUGAGGCCUUCAGUAAACUUCAACAAGGGCCGCAAAACCAACUUAAUUUUGUUUAAACUCAGUUAAACUAAAAUAAUUGUACAGUUAACAAGCUAAAGGCCAAUUCACACCAAAAGCAAUAACUAUAUUAGUGUCCACUGCAACAGGGGUUCUAACGUUCUGUUUAUAGCGUGUCUGCCACUUUAAGUGCUUAAAGGGAUAGUUCACCCAAAAAUGAAAAUUGUGUCAUUAUUUACUCUCCCUCAAGUAGUUCCAAACCUGUAUGAACGUC
This is a messenger RNA of Onychostoma macrolepis, 3290 nucleotides long. It is a transcript of the gene pcyt1ab, whose product is annotated as phosphate cytidylyltransferase 1A, choline b. The record is from RefSeq and is a predicted model, not a curated record. Gene Ontology annotation, cellular component: endoplasmic reticulum. Bases 274 to 1359 code for a protein of 361 amino acids. Gene Ontology annotation, molecular function: phosphatidylcholine binding; choline-phosphate cytidylyltransferase activity. Gene Ontology annotation, biological process: CDP-choline pathway. NCBI's taxonomy places the organism in Eukaryota, Metazoa, Chordata, Actinopteri, Cypriniformes, Cyprinidae. The transcript has 9 exons.